GACCCUGUAACCAACGCAUCCGCCAGCAAGCCACAACAGCUCAACGGCAUCUCCAGCCCCCUCCACGACCCUCAAUUCCUCGCCCAAUCCCCAUAUCACCAACCAUGGCAGCAACCGACGGCCCGCUCUUCAGCACCGACCUCAUCUCCCCUGAAGUGCUCAAAGCACUCCCAGAAGGUUACGGAUGCAGACCACUUGAGAAGAAGGAUUACGCCAAUGGCUUCCUUGAUGUACUUAGAGUACUCACAACAGUCGGCGACAUCACGGAAGAACAAUGGAACAAACGCUACGACUGGAUGUCCGCCCGCAACGACGAAUACUUCCUCCUCUGCAUAACCGACUCCUCCAACGCCAUCGUCGGCACCGGCGCCCUCAUCGUCGAGCGCAAGUUCAUCCACCAACUUGGUCUCGUCGGCCACAUUGAGGACAUUGCCGUGGCCAAGGACCAGCAGGGCAAGAAGUUGGGGUUGAGGAUUAUCCAGGCGCUCGACUUUGUGGCGGAGAAGGUGGGCUGUUAUAAGACGAUUUUGGAUUGCUCCGAGGCGAAUGAGGGGUUUUAUGUAAAGUGUGGGUUCAAGAGGGCUGGGUUGGAGAUGGCGCAUUAUUAUGGGCGGUGAGCGGGGAUUUUGGGGGGGUGAGGUAGGUAUAUGGGGUAUGACGGCAUUUGAGGCGUUUGGUUAUAUGGAGGUUCAUGAGCUAGAUCUCAUGUUAGGGUGUGGGAUAUAGAAAUGACUCAUGAGGAGGGAUCUGGAAUCUGGAAAAUGCACAUGAUUGUAUUGCCCAUUGACACCGCAGGUCCUCGAUGAGUAGCAUUCUGAUAUAUAUACGUGACUAGUGGUUGAAA
Messenger RNA from Pyrenophora tritici-repentis Pt-1C-BFP, 844 nucleotides. RefSeq lists its product as uncharacterized. Lineage: Eukaryota; Fungi; Ascomycota; Dothideomycetes; Pleosporales; Pleosporaceae. The record is from RefSeq and is a predicted model, not a curated record. Gene Ontology annotation, biological process: UDP-N-acetylglucosamine biosynthetic process. Gene Ontology annotation, cellular component: endoplasmic reticulum; Golgi apparatus; endoplasmic reticulum-Golgi intermediate compartment. Gene Ontology annotation, molecular function: monosaccharide binding; glucosamine 6-phosphate N-acetyltransferase activity.